Molecule: messenger RNA, 868 nt
Organism: Rubroshorea leprosula
Lineage: Eukaryota; Viridiplantae; Streptophyta; Magnoliopsida; Malvales; Dipterocarpaceae
Source: the annotation of a GenBank genome assembly
AAGGUGUCCCUCAAGGGUAGGAAGCUCCAUGGUGUGGCGACAAACAUAAAAAUCGUCAUGAUAUGUAUAUUAGUGAGUGCUCUGCUACUUAUGGCUCGGACUCAGCAUCAUGGCCACCACGGGACAAUGACGCUUGGGCAGUUGCUGUUGGUGGAUGCCAUAGCAAUUUCAUGCCGAGAAUUGGUUCAUAUAUAAACCCAGAGGAACUUGGGUUUACAUAUAGAAAGCGACAACCAAAGGGGAAUUCAUAUAUGAGCUUGAUGUUAUCAGACAUGGCCGAAAAACAAGCGAAAGAUAGGGAGGCAAUGCAAAUGAUGCGAGAUGAAAUAGGGCAAGUCAAAGAGCAACGAGAAGCAAUGCAACGGAUGAUGGAAGAAAUUGGGAGGAUGCAGGCUUCUUUAUCGCAGCAAUUCACUUCUUUUAGUGCGUACGGGAUGCGCCCGCCUAGUGCUACGCCAUCGUUGCCUCACAUCGAGCAAGCAUUUCCUCCUGUAGGGACAUCAUUCCCUACUGCUGGGCCAUCGUUUCAUGCUAGUGGGCCAUCAUUUCCUCAUGCAAUGCCAAUGCAACUCUCGAUAGAACCUGCAUUCCCAAUGGGCCAAAUGGGGAGACAGUCAGAAGUUCCAAAUACAUCUUCACCUAAUCCCCCGCAAGAUGAGUUUGGUUAUCAGCCGAGAUUUGAUGCAGAUUACCAGGGUCCUUCUGGGCUCGAAUGAUCAGUGUGCAUGAGGUUGUGAACUCAAAACGUGGCAUGUUCUUGCUACUUGAGGAAAAUACUUUUAUUUUUGGAUGGAUGAUUUGAACUUGUUAGGACAUGAGUGUAUAUGUUAGUUGGAAUUGAAUGGUUUGCGGUAAUAUUAACUGAAUU